AUAAAAAAAUUAAAAAUAAAAAAAAUUAAAUAUAAAAAUUAUUAAUUCUUUACGAGUACACAUUAUAAAUGUAGAUAUACGUACAUAUGUAUAUUCGCGUUUGAAAGUUUGUGCGUUUGUGCAACAUUUAAAAAAAAAAACAGUGCUAAAGUUUUUGUAUGGAAUUUUGAAAAUUCCCUACAACAAGUACUCAACUAUCUGUGUAUUUAUGUAAAUAUAUAUAUGCCAUGCGUGCGACUUUCUUUAUAGUACAUAUGCACAUAUGCACACACAUCGUUUUUUAUGGAAAACGUACACUGAAAAAAAAAAAAACACUGUUACGCAAUUUCGAAAUUGGUGCUUUGUGAAUGAAAAACGUAGUUUCGACAGCAGCUAUCGCGAAAAUAAUAAAAACAACAAUCAAAUAAGAACAAGAACGAAAAAAACAACGAAAAUAACAAAGAAACAACAACAAAUAAUUAUUAUGAACAACAACGGCAUCAAUGAGUAACGGAAAUGAUUUUAAACAACAGCCAAAUUGGCAGCUGAUUUAGCAGCAACACCGAAGAACUACAAAAACACGCAACGUCUUGACGUCAUAUUGCUAAAAUAUUGUAAUUUCUAUUGCUGCCAACGCCACAGCGAACGUCAGCCUCACACCCCCACAUUUUAGCUCUAAAUUGCAAAUUUUAUCAAUCACGACGACUCAUACCUUAAAUGCAUCAUCUAUAUCCGUCACUAAAAGGUGACCAAUUGUGUCCGCUGGGGUUUCAUCCCCAGACACGUUAUCCCACACGAUGUAAACGUUGUUUUCGUGACUAUAAGGAGCAUGGCGGUCGGCGUGGUAUUGAGGACGUAGCGGUCUCGUCACCAAAUUUAACAGAUGGCGGUGGUUCCAGACCAUCAUCACGCACUUGGACCUCUACACAGAAUCUGUCCAGUUUUAAUGGAACGGGGAGUAGUAAUGAUAUUGUUGUUCACUUCAAUGUAGAACUAAAGCGACGACCACAAUCAUGGGCUUCCACACCGGACAUCGAUGAGGCGGACGAACAGGCGGCGAAGAGCAAUACACGAGCCGCUAGUAAUCGUACGCCGGCGAACGAUGUGGAUGUGACGGUGAAACUGCCAAUACCGCCACGGCGACACACGACGGCGUUGGAUAUAAAGGAGGUCGAAGAGUCCACAUCGAAAACAGCAUCCUCGUCAUCUACACCUUCACCCUCGCGUUCAAGUAUUCCCGAGGAUCUAAUCAUCCUCUCCACAGACAGCCUCGCCGAACGGGUACGUAAAAUGAAUCUUUUGAAGAAACAGCGCCAAAGCUCCCGAGAAUCCAGUCGUGAACGUUCAAUACCCAAGAAGAGUGAUGAUAGUGAUAACAAUUCAUCCAGUGAUACUGAGAGUAAAGCACCGCCUGAUCGACCGGAACGCAGCAAAUCCACUACCUCCGUGGCAGAGGCAGCUGCGAAGCGGAAUUCCCUGCCACCGAAGAAAGUUGCGACAACGACAACUGCAUCCGCAACCUCCUCCUCAACUUCUACAAAUACUUCCACGUCCAACGUAAGCACGCCAAAAGCAGUGAGUACCGCUGCCGCGACAACAAAUGGAACGCGUGCGAAUUCCAUCACCUCGACAGCCAAGUCAUCUACAAAUACGGCGACAACAACAGCUUUGAAACAACAACAAAAAGAAGAAGCACGCCGCUUGAAGUCGGCCGAAGAUGUUGAAUUCAUGCUGAAAAUCAAAGAUAGUAAGUUUGCACAAAAAAGACAAACACACGAUACGAGUUCCCUAACGACGGAAACCACUGAUACCACAUUGGUGGGUCCGAACGAUCGAGAGCUGCAGGACGAACUGAAGCGGUUGCGUGCCGACUACGAAGCGAUGAAGUUACGUGCUGAACGUGCCGAACGUGAGAAAAGUGAUAUUUUGUUGCGUCGGCUCGCCUCGAUGGACACCGCUUCGAAUCGGACCGCCGCCUCAGAGGCUUUAGCGCUGCAGCAAAAGGUAAACGAAAUGAAAGAGCAAUUGGAGAAAGUCAAUGAAGAGAAACGCAAACUCAAUACACGCAUGAGAGAAAUCGAAAAUAAUCCGAAAGGCAACGAGUAUGAUCUGAAAAGAAAACUUCAGGCGGCCGAGCAGCUGUGUGAAGAGUUGAUGGAGGAAAAUCAGGAUGCCAAAAAGGAGAUUAUCAAUUUGCAAGCCGAAAUGGAUGAACUGCAGGACACUUAUCGCGAUGAUGAGGUAAAAGCGAAAACUAAUCUGCAAAAGGAUCUGGAGAAGAUGACGAAAAACUGUCGGAUACUCAAUUUCAAGUUGAAGAAAUAUGAACGUAAAGUGGAAAUUAUGGAACAAGAAAGACAAAAUAAUUACAAUACAGAUUUACUAACCAAAGUCACGAAGCUUGAGGAGGAGUUACGCUUUGCCAAUGAGUUAACACGUAAAUUACAAGCCGAAACUGAGGAGCUACGCAAUCCAGGCAAAAAGAAGACACCUAUGUUGGGCAUUAUAGGUAAAUCCACAUCUGCAGACGCAAGUCCCCAACCGCCACUGCAAUUGCUACGCGAUUUACAGGACUCGGUUGAGCGUGAAUCCGAUUUAAAGGAUCAACUGAAAUUCGCUGAGGAAGAGAAAAAAAUGUUGGAAAUGAAAUUGCAUGCCAAGCCCGUCGUGAAUAUUGGCACCCAAACAAUGGAGAUCACAGAGGUACUAAGCUUUCCGCGCGCCACACAAACCCACCGUAUACUUUACUUGGAUGCUAGCGUUGAAACAGAUCCCACACAUGCUGCAGAUGUGGCGACACUUGCGCUAACGGAUACUUGUGAUACAUCCACACACAUGGAAGGCGUCGAAUUCAUUGAAGCCGAGACACAAAUAGAAGGUCUUGAAACACAGGAAGCAUCCACAGAGACUGUGUACAAUGUUUGUGAUACUUCAACUGAAUGUAACUGCAUUGAACUAGUUGAUGCCAGCACAAUAACGGAGUUUAGUGAAUCCUCGACUGAUUCUCACAUCGCUGUACAAAAUCUGAAAACUUUUUGCGAUCGUGAAAGUUCACCAUUUGCUACGGUUUUCGCUGCGGUCGCACCUAGGACAACACCAACGCUACUAUUUCCAACUGCGAUGUCUCAUGCGCUCAUGUCUAGAGUCGGUGCAGCAACACGUAAGCUGAGUCCGAUACCUCAUCGUUUGGUGCCCGAAGCAGCGUCCGAACGUGACGAAGGCAUUUCCGAUGAAGACGAUCCCGCCGAGCUGCGCAUACUACUGGAACUGAACGAGCAAGAGGCAUCGAUAUUGCGUCAACGUGUCGAUGAUUUGGAAAAGGAAAAUCGUGAAACCAAAAAGCAUGUGCGUGAACUGCAAGAAAAGGUGCAACAAGCUGAAAUGGGCGACAAAAAGUCUUCAUCCUCUUUCCUCUCAUUCAACUCAACGUCAGCGAAUGCAGCUGAUAAGAAGUUGAAGGCACUCAACGAGGAACUCUUGCAGUUACGUAAAUCACUGUCCGACAAAGAUCGCACCAUCGAACGCCUGCAGGCGGAGAUAGCAGAUAAAACGGGUUCAGCGUUGCCACAAGAUGCCAAUAUCGAUUCAAAGCGACAAUUGAAAUUGGUCGAGCAAGAGGCAUCGGUGCUGCGUACGAAAAUUACGACUCUAGAGAGUGAGAAUGAAAAAUUGCUUAAAGAAAAUAAACGCAUGCAACUGCAGGCAUUACGUAAGAGUACGUCAUUGGAGAAAAAUGGCACCAAUGGGGAGGAGCUUGCUAAAUUGAAGGUGUCACUCGAAACAAUGGAACGGGAGCGCAAUGAGUUGGACAGCAAAUUGAAACGCAUACUACAAGAAGCCGAAGAGAAGUUACCAAUGCGUACGCCGAAGCGUGUCACCGAUCUUACGCCAAAGAAUCAUUUGAAGAAGUGGGUCGAAGAGCUGGAGGAUGAGAUACGAGAGAUGCGUGUUAUUGUAUUGAAUAGUGGUGGUGAUAAAUUGAAGACGCUUGAGACUGAGAAGUCGACACUGGAAGAACAAUUGCAGAAAGCUAAACAGCGGUUAAACAUAGCAGAAGGUGAUAUAGAUCGUUUAAAAACACUCACAAGCUCUACACCCAAACUAAGUGAGUUGGAGCAAAAAUUGAAAAAGUCCGACGAUGAAGCAAGAAAGUUCAGUUCUAAGGUUAAAGAAUUCGAGGAGAAAAUCAAGAAACAAGACAAUCAGAUCAAAACCAUUGAAGCAGCCAAGGCCGUGCUCGAAAGUCAAGUGAAACGGGAAAAGGAAAAGAAUACCACUUUAGAAAAAGAUUACGAGAAAGAGCGUAAGGAGCGUGAAAAGCUCGAAUCAAAGCUGACACAGUUAGAAGCCGAUCUCAUAAGCGCCAAAAAGGCGGCGGAAAAAACUAAAGCAACACUUGAGAAGGAAGUAAAAGAACUAAAAAUUAAAUCCUCAAAAUCCGAUUCCAAACAAGUGCAAGAACUCAAGAAACAACUAGAGGAUUUACAAAAUCAACUGUUGGAAGAAAAUAAACGUUAUAAGGAUUUGAACACACAUUGGGAAAAGUUGUCCGAGGAAACCAUACUCAUGCGAGCACAAUUAACUACAGAAAAGGAUAAUAUGCAAAUGGAGCUCAAUUCGAUGCGUCAGAAACUUAAUGAAAUGGAUGAUAUACGUGUGGAACGUGCAGAGCUGGCGAAAAAGUUAAAUGAUGUCAAGCGAAAAUUGCAAGAGGCUGAGGCAAAACACAUCAAGAAUGGCGCCUCUGAAUAUGAAAAGACAAUGCUGAAGAAUAAGCUGGCAGAGCGAGAGCAGGAAUAUGAUCGUUUGCGCCGUGAGAAUGAGAUGAAUAUAGAUUUAGUAUUUCAAUUACGUAAGGAGAAUGAGGACUUAAGCAGUAAAUUAAGCGACUUUAGUCGCAUCGAGCAGGCGCAGUAUUCGAUUAAUGAGCACAGUAGCAGUUUGCAAGCCGAAAUCAAAACGCUCAAAACGAAGCUGCAGAAUUCAGAAUUACAACUUAAGUCCGAGGUUGCCUCUACGCGUUUGCGCUAUGAGCAACAGGUGAAGAAUUUGAGCGGGGAAUUGACUUCAAUGCAGCGCCAAUGUGAGAAGUUCAAAAAAGAUCGCGAUGCUUUCAAGCAGAUGCUGGAAUCGGCACAGAAAAAGAUUGGUGAUCUAAAGGCGAACAGCACCGGUCGUCAGAGUCGUAGUUCAAUGCAUAGCAGUGAUGAUGAUGACAAGAGUAAAAUUGCGUAUCUCGAACAACAGAUCGGCUGUUUAGAAGAUCAGUUGGUGGAGGCGCGACUCGAAGUGAGCAAGGUAAAGACAGAGCUUGUUUCUGAGCGUAGUGCAAAUGAAAUCAAAAUAUCCGAGAUGCAGUCCAAACUAAAUGAGUUCGAAGAAGAACGCGUGAUCGGUUCGGGACGCACCAAAAUACCGGGCAUGAAAACGAAAUUGGAGCUCUCUUGGCAAAAAGAGCGCGAAGAUCAACAGCGUUUACUACAAGAAACAUCAACAUUGGCACGUGAUCUACGCCAGACGCUCUUUGAAGUUGAACGCGAACGUGAUAAGGAGCGUUUGGAAUCGAAACGUCGUUUGGAUCAAUUGAAACGCUCCACGGAAGAGGAAAUGGAAGAAGGGCGACGUAAGAUCGCUGAAUUGCAGUGUGAUUUGUUGGAAUUACGUGAUGUACAUGCGAAAUUGCGAACGUCUAAUGAGAAAUUACGUCGUGAACGUGAGCGUUACGAGAAAGAAUUGGUGAAGCGACGCAUGGAGCAGGAUGGUGGUGAGCGUAAAGUCGGCGCAUUACUACAAACGGUCGAUGAACUGGUUAAGAUAGCGCCAGAUUUGAAGAUAGCGACAACAAGUGCACGCUCCACUUCAAGCAGUGGCAACACAUUACGGCCUGAGCAAGCUGGCAACGCGCGACAACGCAGCCGCAGUCCCUCGCCAAAUAGUGUGCUAAACAAUGCACAAAUAACCAAUGUGCUCGCACGUUUGGCCGAAGCGUCAGAGGAGUUGCGCAAAUUCCAACGCUUGAGUGAAGAUGAAAAUGAGCGUACACGCAUUAGACGUAGUAAUCUAAGGCGCGCUGCAUCGCAAGAAAACGAUCCACAUGGCAGUCAGAGUUCGGUGGCAAGCGCUGCGGGCUCGACACGCACUGGUUCCAAGCUAUCGCGCUCAUCGGCGCAUAAUGGCAGUUUAAUAAGAAAGAGUCUCUCAUUGGAUCACUCAAUACAGAAGGAUCAGAAUAUUUGGCGGCAAGACGAUGGCAGCGUCUCAUCAAUGCAGUCCAUUGAUUCCGAAUUGGGCGGCAUGAUGCGUGACAGCAGUUUUGAUUCUCGUCUAUCGGGUGGCUCAACACAGAGUGACAUACCACGCGGUCCACGCAAGAAGAAGAAGAGUUUAAUGGGCAAAUUGCGCAGCCUAACGAAGAGUAGUCGUAAUUCCGAGAGUGAAGUGUCGAUUCAAGGAUCUGACUCUGAUAUUAGUGUAGCGAGUGAUAUGCGUGCCAGCAAAAAAGACUUACGUGGCCGCUUGUCAGGUAUGUUUAAACGUGCGGGCUCAACGUCUCGUAGUGAGAGCACUGAACGUAUGGCGACCGAAAAUCGUCCCGUAGCGGUGACAGUGGUUGGGGAUGCGGAUGGACCGCAACCGCGUGAGCCGCCACCGGCUAAUGCUGCCACGGCGAGACCAAUUAGAGCGGCGAUAAAACCACCAACGCCCACAACGCCGCUGACAAAACGACGUGCCGCCAAAUAAUUGCGAAAUUUUCUAAAUAUUUUCUGUAUUAGAAACUCGUUCCAUGCCACGGUAUUUCUAAAUCCUACAUCCAUACAUACAUACAUACAUUUUUUCGUAUAUAGUAAUUACAUGCAUACAUACAUACAUACAUACAUACAUACAUACAUACAUCAACAUUUUUUAUUCACUUGAUAAAUAUGUUAGUGAAAAACGUAUUUAUUUUUGCUGCAUAUUCGAGUUGGCAUUGUCGAUAAUUCAUUAUCGAUAAUUUAUUAUCAAUAAUUCAUUAUCGAUAAUUCAUUAUCGAUAAUUCAUAAUUCAUUAUCGAUAAUUCAUAUCCCAUUCCUGACUAUUACAGGAGUUGCGUUUUAUCACAUUGCGUUUAGAUUCAUUAAAAUACACUAUAAAAUAAAAUAUAUAAAAAAAUUAUUUAAAUCUAUUACCUUUAUUUAUUGCAAAUAUUCGUUUUCUUAAUGUAUCAUAAUGUUUGUCAUAAUAAAAUUCAUUAUAUUAGCCAAUACAAAUUCAACAAUA
Ceratitis capitata (Mediterranean fruit fly) is the source of this 7236-nucleotide messenger RNA. Its product is annotated as myosin heavy chain, skeletal muscle. The transcript is spliced from 18 exons. Lineage: Eukaryota; Metazoa; Arthropoda; Insecta; Diptera; Tephritidae. Bases 697 to 6720 code for a protein of 2007 amino acids. The record is from RefSeq and is a predicted model, not a curated record.